This is a messenger RNA of Melozone crissalis (California towhee), 3030 nucleotides long. It is a transcript of the gene SLF1, whose product is annotated as SMC5-SMC6 complex localization factor 1. Gene Ontology annotation, molecular function: protein binding. NCBI's taxonomy places the organism in Eukaryota, Metazoa, Chordata, Aves, Passeriformes, Passerellidae. The record is from RefSeq and is a predicted model, not a curated record. The transcript is spliced from 18 exons. Gene Ontology annotation, biological process: positive regulation of double-strand break repair. The coding region runs from base 67 to 2814 and encodes 915 amino acids.
CCGAACCGAACCGAACCGAACCGAGGCAGCAUCAGCGCCAGCACAUUGCCCGCUCCCGUAGCCUCCAUGGCAAGUUGCAGCCAGAAAAGGAUAAUACAAAUAACUGGAUUUAAAAAACAAGAGAAGAAGGCAUUGCUCAAAUGCCUGUCCAAGCUGAACUGUGUUUUUGUGGAGAGUAAGAAAUACAGAAAUUGUACACAUCUUAUAGCAAAAAAGCUGUGCAAGAGUGAAAAGGUCUUAGCUGCCUGCGCUGCUGGAAAGUGGGUACUAACUAAGGAGUACAUAAUUAAUAGUGCUGAAAGUGGCAGAUGGCUUGAUGAAACAACGUACGAAUGGGGAUAUGAAAUUGAAAGAGACACCCAUUAUUCACCUCAAAUGCAAUCUGCACCUAAAAGAUGGCGCGAAGAACUGACAAACUCUAGUGCUCCAGGGGCCUUCCACAGAUGGAAAGUUGUCCUCCUUGUUAAGAGAGGUGAUAAACGAAUGGCAUGUAUUGAAAGAGUUCUUAAAGCUGGAAAGGCAACCAUAUGUUCAUGUGAAAAUGCAGAGCACAAUAUAACUCAUGUAUUCAUCAGUGGUAAAAUUUCUCCUUUACAAAAUAAAAAGUAUCUCUCAGAAGCUCGAUGCUACCCUUUGCAAUAUAUAGGACAUUACCUUUUUCAAAAUGAAAUACAAAAUCCCAAAGAUACACAGAUGAACCGUUUCCUCGCUCCACAAGAAACAGACCAAGUCUUGCCUAAAAUGCAACUUGGUGAAAUGAAAAAUGUUAUUAUAAAACAUAUGUAUUUUACUGCGACUAUUAAGCACAGACUUAUGCAAACAAACCAGCUGAACAAAUGCAAUCCAGAGGUUAAAAGUACUGGCUGGUCCAGGGGCACUUGGUCUAUACUUCAAGGACUAGUGGAAGAGGACUUACUUCAGGAUGUAGUCACAGAACUUGCUGCCGGCCAAAUGUACAGUGCACCUCCUGUGCAACUUCUUCAUCCUCUUCUAAAAUAUGUCCUAUUGGGAAACACUGAUACAAUAUUUUUUGCCAAACUUUGUAAUGUUUUUUACCUUGCUCUUCAUUGUGAACCUCCCUGGAAGUCCCCAUCGAUGUUGAAGUAUUACUUAGAUCUCCUUCAGUGUCCUAUCUGUAAGAAAGGUACAUGGUCCUUGAUAGAGAUACUUGUAAGGUCUUGCCUUUAUUGUGAAACAGCUUGUCAUAUGGUCACAGUUUCAGGGACAGAAGAUGAACUGAGGAUAGUUCAUAAAACAUUAUUGAAGUUUUUCUUUGAUUUAGUAAAAGGUGAAGUAGAGUUUCUGACAAAAAGUUUGGUUGAAGGAACGAAUUCACAGCAUCAACAAGCCUUGCCACAGACAGUUCUUCUGAAGACAUUCUUGCUUGAAAGUGGAACCGCAGUGCUUUUUACCAAACACAUAAAUAUUCUAGCAGAUUGGGUCAUAUUUUCCCAUAGAGAAUUAAAUGGAAAAAAUGAUCCUUUCAGAAGUGAAGUUGCUGGUCUAUUAAAUGCAAUUCUUGGAACUGUAGUGGACUGUUGGAUCAUCUCAGGUUUGCUUAUGGACAGAAAUGUGUUUCAUCAAGUGCCUGAUUUGGCGCAUUACCUUGCCAUUUCAUCUGAUGAUUUUUCUGUAUGUCAAUUAAAAAUGUUUCUUUGUGCCAUACCAUCCGACUGGCUUCAACUGUUUGUUGCCGAAGCAAUUUUCAAGCAAAUGUGUUUACAUAGGAAUAUUACUGUUUCUACAGAACCUCUUUCUCUUCAGAAAAUAGUCUGUUCCUAUUCACCUGCUUUGCGAGAGAUAGGGAUGCGUGAGACAGAGGAACACAAAGCAAAGAAAAAGAAAAUAGGGCAACAGCCAUGCCCUGAGUCUCAAAGGACAUUACAGAUGCUAAAUGGCGAUAAGCAGAACCAAGUCAAAGUGCUGCCUGAUCUACCUGACUUAAUCUUUAAUAAACUUAGAGCAAAAACAGAAGUCCAGACUGCACAGACCAAAGGGAGUUCUUUUUUGGCUGAAGAGGUACACAAGAGAAAUAUUAAAGGAGAGACAGCCCUGCAUAAAGCUUGCAGAAAUAACAAAGUGGAGAGAUUGAUUCAGCUUCUCUCUUUGCCGGGAAUAGACAUUAAUGUUAAAGAUUAUGCUGGCUGGACGCCUUUGCAUGAAGCCUGUAACCAUGGUAGCACAGUGUGUGUCCGUGAAAUUCUGGAGCGUUGUCCAGAGGUAGACCUGCUCAGUCAAGUGGAUGGGGUGACUCCUUUGCAUGAUGCACUGUCAAAUGGACAUGUAGAAAUUGGCAAGCUGCUACUUCAGCAUGGGGGGCCAGUCCUUCUAGAGCAAAGGAACUCCCAUGAGAAACUGCCACUGGAUUAUGUUGAGUCAGUCACAGCAAAGGAAGAACUUCUGAAUAUUGUUUAUCCAGGAGAGAGCAUUGAAAACUUCUAUGAAUGCAGAGAACAAGAUUUUAGUAAUCAGAAGAAAGAACUGUGUUUGAUUUCAUUUAUUAAGAUGCUGAUUAAUUUUUGUUCUCUUUAUAAUUUGUCUACACCCCUGACUGUAACUCUGCGAGCAAUAGGUUGUUCAAAUAUACUUCCAGUAAUGGUUUGUGAUACUUCUAAGAUGAAAAAUGCAUUUUCUGGACAUUGGUUGGUAGAUAUGUAUUUUAAAGAGCUGGAAACUUUUGGAAAACUACCACAGCUUCUUCAAGAAAUAUCUGAAAGUAUGUUAUUCUUCCCUGGUGAACAGGCGAGGGCCUUAUUAGCAGUUCUGGAAACUAUGGUAGAAGCAUGUCAGUUCCUAAAUCCUUCUAGCAGUUAAAUUCCAAACAACCACAUUGGCUGAAUCUUGAGUGUUACUACCUUCUACUUGCCUGACAAAUCUGGAUGUGUGUGAUCUUAGAAAUGUGCUAUAUCAUUUACACUCUGUUAAACUGUCUUGCAAGUAUUUUUUUUUUAUGUGCCUUGUGCCAUAUUUCUCUUUGGUUUUCAGAGGCAGCGACCCUAAACUUAAACCAAGCAGUUGAUUUUUAUUUCA